GGCGCACUGAAUCUGGGGAUGUUCGCAGUCACUAAUUGUGACCCUGAAGGAACGCAGAGCGGGUGUCUGGCUCCUGAGGCCUCUGGGGAAGAGAGCGGGUUUUAUUGUGACUACUGCGAUACAUACCUCACCCAUGACUCUCCAUCUGUGCGAAAGACACACUGCAGUGGUAGGAAACACAAAGAGAAUGUGAAAGACUACUAUCAGAAAUGGAUGGAAGAGCAGGCUCAGAGCCUGAUUGACAAAACAACUGCAGCAUUUCAGCAAGGAAAGAUACCUCCUACUCCAUUCUCUGCUCCUCCUCCCGGGGGGGCAAUGAUCCCACCUCCCCCCAGUCUCCCGGGUCCUCCUCGCCCUGGUAUGAUGCCAGCACCCCACAUGGGGGGCCCUCCCAUGAUGCCAAUGAUGGGCCCUCCUCCUCCUGGGAUGAUGCCUGUGGGACCUGGUUCUCAGCAUGGGCCUCCUGCUCACCUUUCCUACAACUCCGAGCAAACGCUUAGUGCUCCUGGAAUGAGGCCCCCUAUGGGAGGCCACAUGCCAAUGAUGCCAGGGCCCCCAAUGAUGAGACCUCCUGCCCGUCCCAUGAUGGUACCCACUCGGCCAGGAAUGACUCGACCAGACAGAUAAGGAAAGAGCAGAGCCUCUUUCUAUAUAAAACAGAACAAGUUUUAUAUAACUUGUUCUGUUUCACCAGGAGAUCCUGGUGCUGUGACUCUGGCUGUUUUCUAACAGCAGGACAAGGAAGACUCGCUCCCCCUGCCUAUCAAAGAGAAUAGUUUGGGAAGGGAGUAAUGGAACAAAAAAACACAAUUUUCAUCUGUAUUGUGAAAUGUGAAAAUAAAAUUGUCAACUCUUUUAGUUAAAAA
Molecule: messenger RNA, 866 nt
Organism: Hipposideros armiger (great roundleaf bat)
Lineage: Eukaryota; Metazoa; Chordata; Mammalia; Chiroptera; Hipposideridae
Gene: SNRPC
Product: small nuclear ribonucleoprotein polypeptide C
Exons: 7
Coding region: 19-627 (202 amino acids)
Biological process (GO): mRNA splicing, via spliceosome; spliceosomal snRNP assembly; mRNA 5'-splice site recognition
Cellular component (GO): U1 snRNP; nucleus
Molecular function (GO): zinc ion binding; pre-mRNA 5'-splice site binding
Source: RefSeq, a predicted model, not a curated record